Musa acuminata subsp. malaccensis (wild Malaysian banana) is the source of this 2125-nucleotide messenger RNA. RefSeq names its product FRIGIDA-like protein 3. The record is from RefSeq and is a predicted model, not a curated record. NCBI's taxonomy places the organism in Eukaryota, Viridiplantae, Streptophyta, Magnoliopsida, Zingiberales, Musaceae.
UGUGCGACCGUCAAGCCGACGAAGGACCAAAUUUUAUUCUAUGCACAAGCUCUUCAGUCCUAAUUCUCGGUGAAAAGGACUUUGAGUUAGGCAGCUGAUGGUCAGAGCAAAUUCUGCUGUUUAUUCCUUGAUGCUGGUAGAUAGCAUGGAAGACACCGAAACAGUUUCUAGUGGCAUUGAAUCAGCAGGAAUGAUGUUGGAACAGCUUGGGAAGGCAUUUGCUGAUCUGGAGUCUCACAAAGAAUCAUCUCUGCAAAGCAAGAUCAAGUGGGAUGAAAUCAAAGAACAUUUCCAGAGUCUGGAGAGAUUGUUGAAGGAUAAAUUGGAGGAAGUAAAAGUGAAGAAGAAGGCUUUUGAGGAGAAGCAAUCAGAAGCUCAGGCAUUGAUUGCAGAAAAGGAGGCUGCUGUUUCUGCAAAAGAACAUGCUUCAUUAGCUCGUCUCCAGGAGCUGAGGGACUCAGCUGUUUCAGCCAUAGCAGAGGCACGUCACAAGUAUAAGGUGGCAUCUCCUGAGCCUAUUGAUGUCAGGGGAAGCAAAGAAAAAAAGGUAAGCACCUCUCCCAAUGAUAUCAAUGCACCAAAUCCUGCUUCAGAGGAAAAAAAUCCUGAUAAUGCAUCAUGCGAGGUCCGUCCUCGGUUGAAGCAACUUUGCCAACAGAUGGAUGCAAAGGGACUUCUGAAAUUUAUUUUAGAAAAGAAGAGGAACCUUGGCAGCCUACGUGAGGAACUUUCACUAGCGCUGAAAUAUGCAACUGAGCCAGCCCGUUUGGUGCUGGAGUCCUUAGAGGGCUUCUACCCUCUUGACCAAUCUAAUUCACCAGGGAAUGAGGAUAAUACCCUUCAGGGCCUGCGCAGAAGCUGUCUUCUAGUGAUGGAAUCUGCUGCCCCUCUAUUGGGGUCAACAGAGCAAGGUGUUAAUCCUUUGAGCUCUGAAAUUAAACAGCAGGCCAAAGAAAUUGCUGAUAAAUGGAGGCCGAAGUUGGCUGGUUUAAAUUUAGAUGCUUCUAAUGGGUAUUCAUUGGAAGCACAAGCAUUUCUGCAGCUCCUUGCUACUUUUAGCAUUGCACCAGAAUUUGAUGAAGACGAACUUUGCAAGCUCGUCAUAGCUGUCUCUCGUCGCAGGCAGGCACCUGAGUUUUGCCGUUCUCUUGGAUUAACACACAAAACGCCAGGCCUUAUUGAAGACCUGGCUAGCAAAGGGAGGCAAAUUGACGCCGUCCACUUUGCACAUGCCUUUCAGCUUACCGAUCAGUUUCCUCCUGUCCCUUUGUUGAAAGCAUAUCUAAGGGACUUGAAAGAUGCCAAAGAAACUAAUGAAGACACAAGCACUGCUGCUGUACAGAAGGACUCUGCAUCUGAUGAGCUAGGUGCCAUAAGGGCUGUCAUUAAGUGUAUCGAGGAGUACAAGCUCCAAGAAGAGUACCCUCUGGAUCCCCUCCAGAAACAAGUUGCUCAGCUUGAAAAGGCUAAAGCUGACAAGAAACGAGGUGGAGAUACUGCAAAAUUCCAACCAAAAAGGCCUCGUGCAAGUGGAGGCUAUGUUCCUCGUAGGCAUGCUGGUGCUGUCAACAACUGGCAGCGCCCACCCUUGGCUUUUGAUCAUAGGGCUCCGUAUGCUGGUGGUGCCGAAAGGUAUGCUUACAACGUACCACCAGCCUACGAAGCACCACCGGUACAUGCUGCAUAUGGGCAACAAGCACACCCUCAGAGAGCAUACCACUAUCCAGAUGAGCGAGGCCCCUCUGUGCCCUAUGGCGGUGCCACAGCGAACUAUGGAAGCUACACAAACACUACCUUGCAUUCUGCUUCGAACAACUAUGCUAAUUAUAUGGGCCCUGGAGUGCCAUCUGCUUCGUCAACCUAUGGGGGAUACACUGGCACUAGUUAUCAACCCCCACACCAGUCUUAUAUGUGAAGGUGAUCACCAGACACCCAGGAUGUAGUAGCUGCUAGAUGAACAUUUUAGAAUAGGUAAUCGAAAUAUGGCAGCAAGCACAUGUUAUCUGAUGGAUGCAAUCUUGAACUCACUUUCUGACCCUUCUGAUGGUCAAAUUUAUUUCCUGGAUCUUGAGAUGUAACCUUGUAUGGUAUAGUAGUUCUCGUGUUCCGUGCUUCUCGAGUCUCA